GUUUAUUGUUUUCAUUCAUUAGAGAAAUUUCUCAUUUCUCAAAUUUAUUUAAUAUACAUUGCCCUAUUUAAAUAUUCAAGUAGCCCCAAAGAGAAGCCAACAGUUACUGGUGAGGGAAAUGUAGAGCCUACAAUAGAAGUAUUAGUAGAUGAUGCCGCUCUUAAGGUGACUGAAGGCAAUGCUGCAAGAUUCCAGUGGAAAAUUGAAGGAGUUGAAUUGUCCAAAGCUGAGGUAAAUAAGAAUGGUCGGAAGUUGAAGACAAACAGCAAUGUUCAUAUUGAAAAAUCAGAUGAAGUUAUUACAUUGCUGAUUGACCAAGUAUCUGUGGAUGAUGAGGCAGCUUAUACUGUUGGAAUAGAUGGUUCAGAAAAAGAUCAUGGUGAAAUCAGAUUGAAAAUGGUCCCUGAUGUAUCAUCUGUCGAAAAUGAAAGAAGUGUUCCAUGUGAACCACAGUUUAUUGUAGAGCCUGUUGUGGAUGUUCAGGAUGGAAGAAGAUUAUCCAUAAAAUGUGCCGUUUCUGGAUAUCCUGCUCCUGAAGUUACUUGGUAUCACCACGGGCAACAAUUGAAUCAAGAUGCAUUGUGGGAAAUUUUCAACCAAGAUGGCUACUAUCACCUUGGGGUUGACGACCCUUCUAUGCUAGAUUGUCAAGAGAUAGUUUGCCGCAUAGAGAAUGAUCUUGGAUAUGUGCAGAGAGUGGUUCGUGUAAAAAUAGAUGGGGAUGAAGUGUACUGUGAACCUGUGCUGCCACCUGUCAACAUGGAAACCUCUGAGGUGAAAAACUCGGCUCCUCGCAUAGAGAUAGAUAUCUCUGAAACUGUUACAGCAAACUUAAGAAAAUUGCCAUUGGCAGAGUGUUAUACAGACAAAUUGAAUUUCGUUACACUAAAUGCUGGUGAUAUUGUAGAGGUCCUUGCCUGUCAACUGGAAGGGACGGUUCUUGCGAGGAACAUGCCGGGAAAAGAUAAGGUGUGCUAUAUCCCACAGGAAGCUCUGAGUGCCACUGAUGACGUAAGCACGCAGGUAUGUGAGAUCGCAGCCAUCGAAGAUAACAGUCAACGUUCUGAACAAGAUUUACAUCAAAACAAAGAAGAGGCAAAGAUGCCGGAGAGACGUAAAAUGAAGUCGCCCAGUCCGAAGAUGACUAGUACGCCAAAGAUGAAACGUAAAGAAGUCGACACAGAAUCUACAGAAGAACUUCAAAAGAGACUGGGCUACGGUGAUAACCCAACACAAAAGAAAGAAUUUUCGACAAAAGAUUUCGGUUGAGUUCACAGAAUACAAUGAUGGAACAACAAGACCGAUGUUCAAAAAGAGGCUGAAGAGUGUGACAGGGAAAAG
Messenger RNA from Ruditapes philippinarum (Manila clam), 1341 nucleotides. RefSeq lists its product as uncharacterized. The annotation marks the transcript as partial. The record is from RefSeq and is a predicted model, not a curated record. NCBI's taxonomy places the organism in Eukaryota, Metazoa, Mollusca, Bivalvia, Venerida, Veneridae. The transcript has 10 exons.